Messenger RNA from Zingiber officinale, 1705 nucleotides. Its product is annotated as tRNA dimethylallyltransferase 2-like. The transcript is spliced from 10 exons. Gene Ontology annotation, biological process: tRNA modification. Bases 55 to 1458 code for a protein of 467 amino acids. Gene Ontology annotation, cellular component: mitochondrion. Gene Ontology annotation, molecular function: tRNA dimethylallyltransferase activity. The record is from RefSeq and is a predicted model, not a curated record. NCBI's taxonomy places the organism in Eukaryota, Viridiplantae, Streptophyta, Magnoliopsida, Zingiberales, Zingiberaceae.
GGCUUAUUGAUUUCGGCUUUCCUGCAUCUGCUGUGUUGGGGCCUGGGGGCCGAGAUGGCGGACACGAACGGAGCCCCUUUGCCGACGGAGGAGGAGGCGAUGGUCGAUCCCGACGAGCACAUCCCAUUCGCCGGCAAUCGCACAGACGAAGGUGUGAAAAGCAAGAACAAGGUGGUGGUUGUGAUGGGAGCGACUGGGGCAGGGAAGUCGCGCCUGGCCAUCGAUCUCGCCUCACACUUAUCCGGCGUGGAGAUCGUCAACGCCGACUCUAUGCAAGUCUAUCGAGGCCUCGACGUCCUCACUAACAAAGUUCCCGUCCCUGAACGCAAUGGAGUUCCGCAUCAUCUGCUAGGUUGUAUUGAUCCGUCUGUUGGUUUCACUUCCAGAGAUUUCCGUGAUCUGGCGAUUCCAAUUAUAGAUGACGUUCUGUUACGUGAGGGCCUCCCGGUUGUCGUUGGGGGUACGAAUUACUACAUCCAGGCUCUUGUGAGCCCAUUCCUUGCGGAUGAUCUAGUGGAAGAUGUGGCAGCAUGCUCACGGGAUGAACCUCGAGAAAACUGUGGAAUUGAUAAAAUUGCUAGCUUUGAGCGGCUGAAGGAGGUUGAUCCAGUUGCUGCGAACAGGAUCCAUCCAAAUGACCACAGAAAAAUAAAACGUUAUUUGGACUUGUAUGAAAGCUCUGGUGUCCGGCCUAGUAAUCUUUUUCAGGGAAAGAAUGCUGAGAAGUGGGGACGUGCUGAUAAUUCUAGAUAUAAUUGUUGUUUUGUAUGGGUGGAUGUUUCUCUACCUAUACUGGAUAGAUAUGUGGAACAAAGAGUUGACUCCAUGCUUGAUUCUGGACUGCUGAAUGAAGUCUGUGGUAUCUACAAUCAAAACACAGAUUAUACCCAAGGCUUAUAUCAGGCUAUUGGUGUCCAUGAAUUUGGGAUGUUUUUUAAAAGCUACUUCUCCAUUAAAGAGUCAACUGAGGUCCCAUGGCCAUAUUUCUCAGAGAUUGGUGAUAUGAAUGGUGACGUGUUGAAAAACUUGUUAGCUGAAGCCAUAGAGAAGUUAAAAUCCAACACAUGCAAACUUGUUCGCCGCCAAAAACGACGGCUUAAUCAAUUGAAGUCAGUUUUUGGAUGGAACUUUCACCAUGUUGAUGCAACAGAAGCUUUUACCUGCAACUCGGGUGAUCUAUGGAAGACGACAGUAGUUGAACCUUGUGCAAAAAUUGUGAGAAAUUUUUUGGAGGAACCGGGUUCUUUGACCAACAAUAAAAAGCUGGGGCAUUUCGAGCAAAAGGGUCCAGUUUUAAGGGACUUGUGGACCCAAUAUAUAUGUGAGGCGUGUGGCAAUCAGGUUUUGCGAGGAGUACAUGAAUGGGAGCAACAUAAGCAAGGUCGUAGGCAUAGAAAAAGAUUGUUUGGCCUGAAGAAGCAAUUCUAUAUCACCCAACAAGUUAGAACGGUGCCUUAGUUUGUAGGGUCAACUGUCUAGUUAUUGUACCUAUUCGUGACAUGAUUAUAUUCAUUUACUUGGUUUUAAUUCUUACUAUCCCAUUUUUAAUUUCAUGGAUGAUGCACCCUGUGGAAGUGAUGUGGGCGCUCUGUCCCCUCAGUCACUGAUGAUACUAAUGAUAUAGGAGGCCUACCAUAUGAACCUUAUAUAUGUAAUCAUUUAUUAUCUGGGGUUUUAAUCUCGAUAAAGUCGAGGUAAAUAUUUA